This is a messenger RNA of Penicillium expansum, 843 nucleotides long. Its product is annotated as class I SAM-dependent methyltransferase. Lineage: Eukaryota; Fungi; Ascomycota; Eurotiomycetes; Eurotiales; Aspergillaceae. The transcript has 3 exons. Bases 1 to 843 code for a protein of 280 amino acids. Gene Ontology annotation, molecular function: methyltransferase activity. The record is from RefSeq and is a predicted model, not a curated record.
AUGUUCAAAAUGGCGAUGGACGGAAAGCUAUUCCAAGUUCCUCUCCAAGAUCCAAAGCAUAUUCUUGAUAUUGGUACUGGCUCAGGGAUAUGGCCAAUAGAAAUGUCGGCCUUGUUUCCCAAUACCGAAAUAAUAGGGACGGAUCUGUCCCCGGUGCAGCCAACAGAAGUUCCGCCAAACGUGCAUUUCCUGAUUGAUGAUGCCACCGAAGAAGAGUGGCUAUGGGACAAGAACUAUUUUGAUUUUAUUCAUACCGGCCACAUGACUGGGGCUAUGCCGUCGUUCAAAAGUGUACUACGACAGGCAUUCAAACACCUCAAACCGGGAGCAUACAUGGAAUGUCACGAGCUCGACCCCAAACCGGAAUGUGAUGAUGGAACUAUGCCUCCUGAAAACCCAGACGGAGGAUACAGCGCAUACGCCAUGCAUGAUUGGGUAGACCUUAAUGUACGCUCGAGUCGCGAUUCCGAUCCACCAAGACAAUUCCGAAUUGCCCACCGGAUUGCACAGUGGAUGAAAGAAAUAGGAUACGUCGACGUUGAACAACGACUCUCAAAAAUCCCCACAAAUACCUGGCCCGAGGAUGAGAAACUCAAGACCAUCGGUGCUUGGAGUGAGAACAAUUGGCUUGAUGCUUUGUCCGGGUGGUCAUAUAAACCAUUUCUUGGCCUUGGGUGGUCGAAACCCGAAAUCGAAGUCUUCCUUGUUGAUGGCGGAAACCCCUUCCAAACGAAGGUAAACCUGCUUCCUGAGUUCCUGUCAUCUCCCUGCUUUCUCGUCAUGGCCGUCUUGCGUUUUAUCACACCGUUCCGUUAUGUCCUCUCCGAGAUGAUUAGCAUGUGA